AUGGAACCAACCGACCACACCCUGCUAUUCAGCGCCGACAACGCGUACAACACCACCCUCCACUCCCCAUCAUCACCCGACCAACCUCUCUACAGCAUCACCUCCAACCCCGGCAUCGACUCUGGCUCUACUGCCUUUACCGCUGUCACAAAAGGGGAAAGUGGGGAGGAGCUGGCGCGGUGGAUCUGGCGCGCGCGAUGGAGAGGGGAUUUGCUCACGUAUGCGGGUGGAAAGGCGGUCAAGGCUACGAGCUGGAUUGCUGAGAGGGGGUGGAGAUGGAAGGUAGCUGAGGAGAGUGGGGAAGUCGAGCUCUUCGCCGGCAAGGACACCACACCUCUCGCGCGCUUCGUGAGCUCAGCGCCUGCGACGUCCGAACCGGCCAGACUGCACCUACUGGGGGAGGCGGCGGAUGAUCAGGAGAUACAAGACGCCAUCGUCGUGUCGUUCUUCCUCCAAGAGCGAUUCCGACGCGAGAAGCAGUGGGCCGGACAAGCUGGCAAGGUCGACGGCGGGAGGACCGGGGCGCUCGCUUCGUUCAGUAUGGCUGGUCCCAUGGGCGGGAUGUAA
Peniophora sp. CBMAI 1063 is the source of this 567-nucleotide messenger RNA. NCBI's taxonomy places the organism in Eukaryota, Fungi, Basidiomycota, Agaricomycetes, Russulales, Peniophoraceae. The record is from the annotation of a GenBank genome assembly.